Molecule: messenger RNA, 396 nt
Organism: Acanthoscelides obtectus
Lineage: Eukaryota; Metazoa; Arthropoda; Insecta; Coleoptera; Chrysomelidae
Source: the annotation of a GenBank genome assembly
AUGAACAUGAGUACUAUGACCUUAGUCAAAAUCGCAGCCAUCGGAGGUGUAGCUACAGUAACAAUGGGCAUUCUAGCCAAAAGUAAGGUCUCUCAAAACGUAACGCAAACGGAAUUCUACAAAGACGCUUUAAAAACGGUUAGAACUCACAAAGGAGUUGUUCAUUUAUUAGGAGAACCCAUUAAGGAUUUGAACAUUGAUGUAGAUGACACAAAAAAGAAUUAUUGUACUGGAAACAGUGCUAAAUUUGAAGUUCCAGUGAAAGGCUCUAAACAGAAGGGAAGAGUUUAUUUUUGGGCAGAUAAAAAUGAAAAAGAGAAUAAGUGGAUAGUGAAACGAAUAGAACUUGAGUUGAACGACGAUAAAUCAAAACGACUAUUAGUGAAAUCAGUGUGA